Messenger RNA from Didymodactylos carnosus, 858 nucleotides. Lineage: Eukaryota; Metazoa; Rotifera; Eurotatoria; Philodinida; Philodinidae. The record is from the annotation of a GenBank genome assembly.
AUGUUUUCGACGUUGACAGAAGAAGAAACAUUGGCUGCUAAUAAUGGAUAUGAUAUUGAAAGUAUUAAUGAUAGUCAGUUUUGGAAUUCGGGUUCUGAAAGAGGAGAAGUUAGCAAACAUGAUGAUGAUUACAUACAACAAUCAUUCGAUGAUAGCGCGUUUAAUUCAAGUGUAUCAUCUUAUCGUGAUGCUCAUAAAAAUUAUAAUUCUAUAGGAAUUUCUUCACUUGAAAGUCGUGAUUAUUCAUUUGCGUUACCGCAUAAUAAAUUAACACGUCCAACAACAUUAACUACGUCAACAAUAUUGAGUGAAAAAAGAGAUAACCAACAACCAAAAUCAAAAUCAUUUAUGAGUUCAUUAAAACAUUUAGCAUUACCAAAAAGUAAAAAAAAUCGACAUCAAAGUGCAAGUUCACAAAAUAGUAGUAUCAAUAAUUUACCAACGUCAUCCGAACCCGUUUCACCAUACAAUCUUUCAGAAGAAAUCGUCUAUUUGCCAAGAAAAACUGAUCCAACCGUACGUCGUAGUCGAUCGAUUUCUCAGUCAUUUAAGAAUUUGUUUCGUACAAAUUCAAAACAGAAAUCGAAUGGACAUAAAUUAAAUCCACCGGAAAUAACUGUUGAACGAGAAAAUGGAAAUGCAGUACUCGAAGAAAAAAAUUUGAUGAAAACGCCAACUUCAUCUACAAAAUUAUCCAAAAAACUUUCGUUUUUAAGGCGUCGUUCGAAACAAAAAAAAUCAAGUAGUUCUACUAACUCAUUGAGCAGUUACGAUGUCUCGAGGACUGAAUCUGUACGAAAUACACCGAUUCGUGCAAACGCUGGUGGUCCGCUUCUUAUUCGGUUAAAUGCUCAAUGA